Molecule: messenger RNA, 545 nt
Organism: Megachile rotundata (alfalfa leafcutting bee)
Lineage: Eukaryota; Metazoa; Arthropoda; Insecta; Hymenoptera; Megachilidae
Product: LYR motif-containing protein 9-like
Source: RefSeq, a predicted model, not a curated record
GAACAAAAUUUGAACGUUCGCCUUCCGGAAACUACUCUCGCAUUCGCAAACUGAGAACUGUAUAUGUACAAUUAUUAAUAAAACUUGCAGACUUCUGCGUAGAUAGUUUUAAAUACCGGCAAAGUCCAUUCAUUGGAAUCCAGAUUUAAAUUAUAUAUUAUUUAUACGGGAGAAUUAUUUCUUCCAACUCUUCGUUCUAAGAUGGCUAGUACGAAAUUGCGACACGCGGCUUUGAGUUCUCCGAAACAACUUUAUAAGUUUUUAAUACGAGAAUGUGAAAGGCUACCGAAAGAUGCGCAACAGUAUUAUAAACAUUCAAUUAAACAGAGUUUCAAACAACACGUGAUUGAACCAGAUAAGGAACGUGUACAACAAAUUAUGGAAAAGGCAAUGCAUGAUGCAGAAUGGGUUAUAAAUAAGUACGUUAAAACGGGAGAACAGAAAAGGCCUCAAAAAUAGUGAAUUUAGUACUUAUGUUUCUAUUGUAUAGGCAAGUUAUGUAAUUUAUUAAUGUUUUUAGCAAAAAAAAGCUUUAAACAAUUUCG